AUGGUUGGUCAAGUGGCUUAUGAACUUGAGUUGCCAAAAUAUUUAGCUGUUGUGCACCCAGUAUUUCAUGUAUCCAUACUGAGGAAGUUUAUAGGAGACCCAUCGUUGGUUGUUUCUGCUGAUACUAUAAUGGUUAAAGAUGGAUUUACCUAUGAGAAGAUCCCGAUUGCAAUUCUUGAUCGUCAAGUUUGCAAGUUAAGAACUAAGGAAGUAGCCUCAAUAACGGUCUUAUGGAGGAGUCAAAAAGUUGAAGAGGCUACAUGUGAAGCCGAAGAAGACAUAAAAUCCAGAUAUCCUAACUUGUUUGAAGAGCAAGCAGAUUAA
This is a messenger RNA of Lycium barbarum (goji berry), 324 nucleotides long. RefSeq lists its product as uncharacterized. The transcript has a single exon. NCBI's taxonomy places the organism in Eukaryota, Viridiplantae, Streptophyta, Magnoliopsida, Solanales, Solanaceae. The record is from RefSeq and is a predicted model, not a curated record. Bases 1 to 324 code for a protein of 107 amino acids.